This is a messenger RNA of Melitaea cinxia (Glanville fritillary), 778 nucleotides long. RefSeq names its product EKC/KEOPS complex subunit TP53RK (gene Prpk). The transcript has a single exon. Gene Ontology annotation, biological process: protein phosphorylation. Gene Ontology annotation, cellular component: EKC/KEOPS complex; cytosol; nucleus. Gene Ontology annotation, molecular function: protein serine/threonine kinase activity; ATP binding. Bases 13 to 735 code for a protein of 240 amino acids. NCBI's taxonomy places the organism in Eukaryota, Metazoa, Arthropoda, Insecta, Lepidoptera, Nymphalidae. The record is from RefSeq and is a predicted model, not a curated record.
UAAAACUUUAACAUGUGUGAAAAUCUAAAAAUAUUGAAACAGGGUGCUGAAGCUAAGUUGUACAUAUGCGAGUACCUUGGAAGACCCACACUUAUUAAGGAGAGGUUCAAGAAAAACUAUCGUCAUCCAGAUUUGGAUACAUCUAUUACCAAAGAGAGAAUUAAAAAUGAAGCAAGAUCGAUCGUACGCUGUAAGUCAGCAGGAGUCAGGACUCCAGCGUUGUAUUUAGUAGAUUUCGACCGUCGACGCAUCUAUAUGGAACAUUUUCAACACAGCAUUACCGUUAAAGAUUUCAUUAUAAACUUGACAAAGUCAAAUAGUAACAAUAAAGAAUUUACGAACAGUUUAGAUAUUUAUGCUGUAAAAAUCGGAAAAACGGUGAGAAAAUUGCAUGAUAACAACAUUAUACACGGUGAUUUGACUACAUCAAACAUGCUUCUCGUGGAAAAAGACCCUACCAGUUCUGUCAAUGACUCAAAAUGGCUAAAUCAUGACAAUGUUGACUUAGUAAUGAUAGACUUUGGUCUAUCAUACAUUGAUUCAAGCGCUGAAGAUAAAGGUGUUGAUUUGUAUGUUCUAGAACGAGCUCUAAUCAGUACUCAUAACGACUAUCCAGACUUAUUCAGUAAAAUAUUCGAUGCUUAUAAGAGUUCUAGUAAAAGUAAUAUUAAGGAAAUUGUAAACAAGUAUGAAGAUGUGAGGGCUCGGGGCCGGAAGAGGACUAUGGUUGGUUAAGAAGUAUUUUUGUAAAUUGUAAUAAACGGUGCUGAAAGUGUUA